Molecule: messenger RNA, 3668 nt
Organism: Limanda limanda (common dab)
Lineage: Eukaryota; Metazoa; Chordata; Actinopteri; Pleuronectiformes; Pleuronectidae
Product: KIAA0586 ortholog
Exons: 25
Biological process (GO): smoothened signaling pathway
Cellular component (GO): centriole; ciliary basal body
Source: RefSeq, a predicted model, not a curated record
CUGCGAGGCGGGAAGUUUGAAGGAAGCUAACAGCUGUUAGCCUCCGUGCUAGCGCGGUUCUGAUGAAACAUGCUCCGUCCGCCCGGGACCAGGCCCCCUGCUGCCCGGACCCCCGGGCGCUUCUGAUCCGCUCCACCGGGACCCCCCUCCCGGACCUGGACCGGAGACCUGAAGCUGGACCAGGACCCGGAGCGGUUCAGAUACACGUCCAGAGGCUGCUGAAGACCCGACAGAGACCCGAACCCUGUGCUGCUCCGCGGCCAGAGGCGGCCGGUCAGUCCGGUCGCGACCUCCUGACCUCUCGCUUCACGCCCGGACGUCGAGGAAUCGUUCUCGCGGCUCUGACACAACGCUCUCACAGCGCCCCCCGCAGGAGGGAGGUCAAAGUGAAGCUGCUGAACCCGGGGCCCCCCCAGACCGGCUCCCAGGAUGCAGUUGGGGUGUCGGGGGUCCAGACUCGGGAGGAGCUGAUCUCAGGUCGUCAUGGAGACGUCACCAGCGCAGCAGCGGCGGCGGCUGCUCCUCUCAUCAAGGCUCAGGCCGACAUGGCGACUCGCGUGUGUCAGCUGACGGACGGCGUUCAGCGGCUGCUGCAGGUCGACAGGGAGGACGGGGAAAGGGGGUGGGGCCUAACCCAGGAGACGCUGCUCAGUCGACAGCUGCAGAGCCAGCUGCUGGAGUCGGCUCUCAAGAUAGUGACAGGCCACGCCCACAUGACCUCUACAGCUUCUGACCUCACAGUCUCUGGUCCCAACCCUAACCCAUCUCAUCUGCAGGUCACACACCUGGACACUGGAGCAGCCCCCCACAGCAACCAGCAGCACAGCUCCCCGGCAACCAGAGCUGCCGCCGCCGUGGAGACCGACCCAGUUGCCAUAGCAACACCCAGCUGUGACCGAAGGCCAGAGCAAACCAGGGAGGAGUUCUAUCACCAAGCUGCUCCCAGCGUAACCAUAGCAACGCAGCUACACACAGAGACACAGUCGCAGUCGCCUGCCGAUCGCAGUCGAGUGGCAGCGGGAGAAGACCACCAGGUGAUGAGGGAGAUGAGACGCCUGGAGUCUGAGAUCAAGAUGCUGCUGGCGCAGCCACACGACUCUGUGGAAACCACCAGGCCUCCCCCGGACCAACACAGGUCUCAGAAGAACCUGCUCCUUUCCCAACAAGUCCAGGACCAGCAGUCCCAACAAGUCCAGGACCAGCAGUCCCAACAAGUCCAGGACCAGCAGUCCCAGUCCCAACCACCUCAGCACCAACAACACAACUCAACAACCCAACCCGUUCACUCCCAACAACCCAGGUUCCAACAAAACCAGAGCCAGUUCCAUUCCCAGUCUGUGGUGGUCCACAGAGGGCCUGUGGUACCAUCCAUGUUGGAGGAGGCGGGGGGGGUUCUGCGUCAGGUCCGGAGACAGAAGAAGGUUCUGGAGGAGAACCUGGAAGCUCUGCUGAGGGCCAAGAACGCAGAGGUGCUCCACUGCCGCCUGGAGGCACUGGCUGCCAACAGAGACGGGACUCAGGAGGCUCGGAUCAAGAGGACGGUGGACGCCUGGAUCAGCACUUUGUCCAAAGACGUCCAGGCUGAGAAGUCCCCAGAGAAGGCAGCCAGGAGCUCCGCCCCCUCAGGGAGGGGUAGGCCAAUCAGUGUGCUCAGACAGACAGGAGGUCCAGGACAGAGAGCUGGACACAGAACGGUGCAGGGGGCGGAGCCUGUCCCAGGUGGGCUGAUCGACCGAGCCCAGGUGGAGGGGGAGUCGUACCUGACCCGUCUGUACGGCCGAGCUCCGUCUGAAGGUCAGAGACGAACCCUGAAGAAGAGUCCGUACCUUCGCUUCACCUCACCGGGCUCGCCACGCAGCAGGAAGCCCCGCCCCCGCCUGGUGGAGAGCGUCAGAGGUGUGAAGGUAAAGUCGUGUAAGACUCAGACCAGUUUGACUCCUCCCCUCAGUCCAUCACCUGGUCGACUGCAUCAUCACCUCAUCUUCAGCUCCUCCCACAUUAUGCCAGCUGACCCGGCUGACCUUACAGUGACCCCUGCUGACCCUGUUCCCAUGGCGAUCCCACUGGGUCGUCGCAGGGUGGACUCUUCCUCCAGGUGUGUCACUCAGCAUCAGCAGGAAAUGACAUCACCACCCGCCCCUCCCACCACAGCGGUCGAAGCGCCUGAGCAACAACCACAGGUGGUGUUGUGUUCACAGAGGGAGGAGCGGCUAAAUGCUGGAGAAGCUCCGCCUCCUGCUCCAUCACACCUUGUCAUCGAGACAAAGAGCGAGGAGGAAGAGGAGGAGGAAGAGGAGGAGGAAGAGGAGAUGGCCUUCCCUGGAGCUGACUUCCUGUCUGUGGCUGACCAGGAGGAGGAGAGUGUGGUGGGGGGGGAGGCUGUGGAGCUGGAGGGGGGGCCGUCUCCUGCUCCCUUCAUGUACCAGGGUCCAGCGUUCCCUCCUCAGGGCGGCUCCGCCCUCCCUGCCCGGGACCCCGCCCAGCAGGGCGGCGCCCUGGAGGAGCGUCUGGUGGCGUGGGUGGAGCAGCAGCUGGUGUCCAGGAUGAUCUCAGAGAUGUACCGCCCCCCCCCCUCCGACCCCACCCACAACCGCUCCACUGACCAAUCAGAGCCGGAGGAGCAGAGCUUCACCUCCGACAUCGUAGAAGCAGCCGGAGCUGGAGGCCUGCAGCUCUUUGUGGACUCCAGCGUGUCGGUGGACUCGGCUCUGAUCCGGCAGCUGGUUAACGAGGUUCUGACAGAGACUGUGGUGUCGAUGCUGGGACAGAGGGAUCCACCGGACACAGAACCAGAACCAGGACUGGAACCAGCGCCACCAGGACCAGCAGCACAUCAGGAGGACGACCGGGUUCCACUGGUUCCCACACCGGUACCGACCCCUCCACCCAGCCCGACCAUUACCAUCAACCGGACCACGCCCCCGACCACGCCCCCCGCAUCUGAGCCAACCAGCCUGCUGAUUGAGGAGUGUCCUCAACCAAUCACAGCUGCAGAGCUCAUGGUCACGCCCACACCCACUCCUGACCCCGCCUCAUCAGCAGGAAGUCCACCUCCCCUUCAUCAAGCCACGCCCCCUCAGACCUGGCUGGAUGCUGAGCUGCCAUUGGACGAGGAGCGACCAGAGGAGGAGCCGCUGGUGAUGACAGUACAGGAGGAGGAGCCUCCUCUCUCCUCCCCCUCCGUGUCCUCGCUGUCUCCUCGUGGUCCUGAUGCUGACCCUGGACCAGCGUCCCCCCCCCGCUCUGUGAGCCCUGCAGCAGUGAAGCUCAUCUCAGAGGGAGAGGUGGUCUUCAGCCUCAACCAGAGAACUUCUACCACAGAGGACGGGGCCGUCUGCAGUUUCUCCAGCUCUCUACAGGAGCUGCACGACAUGGACUAUGACCCCCCUAGUGAAGGUGAGGUCAGAGGUCACAGCCUCCUGCUGACCCUGCUGACCAAGAUGGAGCAGGGAGUCACACCCCGAGGAGAGAGACCACAACCUGAGGGCUCCUGGGGGGGGCGGGACCAGGGUCAGGAGGAGGAGCUGAGCAUGGGAGAGGUGACAGACCAUCGAACUACAAAAACUCACAGGACUACAAAUCCCAGGGACCACAGGAGGAGAGCGGCGGCCCGGCGGAGUCGGAGCUCGUCCCCGGGACAGAUCGCUGAGGGUCCAGCCGAACCCGAG